Messenger RNA from Felis catus (domestic cat), 919 nucleotides. RefSeq lists its product as uncharacterized. NCBI's taxonomy places the organism in Eukaryota, Metazoa, Chordata, Mammalia, Carnivora, Felidae. The transcript has 3 exons. The record is from RefSeq and is a predicted model, not a curated record. Bases 1 to 831 code for a protein of 276 amino acids.
AUGCCGGCCCGGAGAGGCCACCGGAAGCCUGCCGGCCCCUGGCGGGGCGGGGGUGCCUUCUCGGGUGGCUUCUCCUGCCCCAGCCCGGCGCCGCCAAAGGCCAUUAAGCUGUCACGCUCCAUAUGUCUCACGUCCUUCUUCCGGCCCCGUGUGCGUGCGACGCCUCUGCCUCCCGUCUCCUCCUCUGCACUGAGUCACCGCCGUCCGGCCGGACAGCCCCCCGGCUCUGAGCUCACCGGCCCCGCCAUCACCGAGCCGCCCCGGAGCGGCGGCGUGGGGCCGAAGAGACCGGGUCCUUCCUGCAAGGACUCAGCCGGCCCAAGCGGCUGGAGGAGCUCAGAGAACGCGGGGCCGGGGCAGUGCCUCCGUGUGACGACGGAGCGGGGACGAGGUCCGGAGGCCCCAGCUCGGGUUCCGAGUCCGGCCCUGCGCCUCCCGUCCCCACGGCCGUGGGUGUGCCGCUCCGGGCUGCCCGCGUCUGAGGAUGCCGGCCCGACGUGUCGACACGAGGGGGCCGAUCCCCACUCCACCCGACCCGGCCUCUGGCCGCAGCCUCCCCGCCAGUUGCGGGCCUCAGAAAGAUCCUCCUGCAAGCGUCACGGGCAGGAAACCCUCGAAGGAGCACAGAGGUGGCGUCUCCCACGCGGCCAAGGUGCGGAUUGGGCUACAGCCCAUCCCUCCACUAAUCACAACGGAAAUCCACGCAAAAUGCAAACGAAAACUUCUGCCGAGGACGCGGUGAAGUGCGCAGAACUUCUGGGUUUUCCCGGCGGCUCUGCCCAGGAGGCGGGGCCCGGCCUCGGGUCAGCGCGGCCACGAGAGAGGCUCUGAUUGUGAUAGAAACCCCCUCCUUUCCAGGGAGAGAAACAGGGAGAGGGGCUCCUGCGGGCGGGGGGGGGGGCGAGGACCCAGGGAGGGA